Messenger RNA from Orbilia oligospora ATCC 24927, 1437 nucleotides. RefSeq lists its product as uncharacterized. The transcript is spliced from 5 exons. The record is from RefSeq and is a predicted model, not a curated record. Bases 1 to 1437 code for a protein of 478 amino acids. Gene Ontology annotation, molecular function: oxidoreductase activity. Lineage: Eukaryota; Fungi; Ascomycota; Orbiliomycetes; Orbiliales; Orbiliaceae.
AUGCCUCACAGCUCAGCUGCAAACUCUUACCUUCAAUUCAUCGGCCCAGAAGAUUCUCUGUUAGCUUUGAAUCCGGAAUCUCCAGCGAAUAAUCCGAAUUCAAAUUUCGAUAUUUCUUUUCUCAAUCAGUCGACUUCAUCCAAGUCUACUGCAAGUAGGAUGGCGCCGGCUCCAUAUGGGCAAGGGGCACCUGUCUUAGGCCUCAAGGACUUUCUCAAGACUCAAAGUGAGGAUUCGAUGGGAAUUAUCUCAAAGAUCAAUUAUGUCCCAUGCCAAGAAGGCUUUGAAAAAAGAGAGGCAUACCUAAAAACUAUUCUGCCAAACGAUCAGAGUCUCCCAAAUGGCUUCCCAUCAGUUGUUAAAGGUCCCUUGAGUUGGACCGCGUCAGAAGUCACUGAAGAAGAUUGGCUAGUUAGUCUGAACGCCGAAGAUGUUGAGUCGGUAGAGGCCGCCAUGAAGUCCUAUCUUGGCAAGUAUGAUAGCGUGAAUCAUGUCUCUGCUGAGACAUUCCCAAUUAGCAAUUCCUUAAAGGCCAAGAUGAAACAAACCGUCUCCAAUCUUUAUGACAGACGUGGAUUUGCUGUUAUACGUGGCCUGGACUCUUCUAGAUAUACACCUAUGGAACGAGCCAUCAUAUUCAUGGGACUUAGCAGCUAUGUCGGUGGAAAACUUGGUAUGCAGACAUUAAGCCGUACUGGUCUAGCUCAUUUGACCAAUCUUCGGCCCUUGUAUGCCGAGGGGUUGAUUAAAUCGCCCGGCUAUACGAAUGUCCACAUGUCAUUUCACAACGAUACUGCCCAUAUCAUCGCACUUUUCGUCGCUGGAGUCGCCGGUAACGGUGGUGGUAGCAUGAUUGCUAGCUCUGCAAAAGUAUAUAACGAACUAGCUGCAACAAAGCCGCAUGCUAUUAGAACUCUAGCUGAAGAUUGGAAGUUAAAUAGUUUCUCUUCUCAUGACUUCGACUCCGAAGCAUACUACAGACGCCCUCUUCUUUGGUAUGAAGAUGGCAGGCCGAUCCUUUUCGUUGCCCGUCGCCCAUUUACUGGUUCGAAUAAUGGCGAUACUCCCAGCCCUCUCACCCUUCUACAAGCAGAGGCCCUAGACAGUGUCCACUUUACAGCCGAACGUCACUCCAUUCGGAUUCAACUACAGAAAGGAGAUAUUCAAUUCAUGAACAACCUCGCCGUGGUUCACUCCCGCGAGGAAUUCCGAGAUGCUUCAAUCGGGGAGGGCUCUAGCAGACGGCACUUGAUCCGCGCUUUUAUAAAAAACGAAGAAAGAGCUUAUCGGCUCCCCCGACAUCUUGACGGGGCCUUUAACGAGAUAUACCCGAAUGAUAUCGCUUCCUCAGACUACAAUUUCCGCAUUGACCCAUUCAACUUCGCAGCCUUGUCUCAAGGCCCACCUGCUACAAGCCCAUCCGGAACGAACGGCUAA